Molecule: messenger RNA, 416 nt
Organism: Dentiscutata erythropus
Lineage: Eukaryota; Fungi; Glomeromycota; Glomeromycetes; Diversisporales; Gigasporaceae
Source: the annotation of a GenBank genome assembly
GCACCCAAAUAACGUAGUUCUCUCAGCUCCAAUUCAUUUUGCUACAUGCAUUAGCAAAGAAAUUUUAAAUUGUGCACCAAUUCCAAUAAGCUACAAUGGUAGCUUAAUUCAUAACCCUGUAAAUAUAGACACAUCCUUAGUUUGCUUUCAUUUAAUUACCCAAUAUUGUGGAAUUUUUGACCUUUCGUAUAUGCAAAGAAAGAGUCAGUGGUCUAUCUCACAAGAAGUAAAUGUUAAUUUUAAUCAAAUAGAACUUUUAACUAUUCACUCCUAUGACGAUGCUAUAAAAGAAAAAGAAAAAGAAAGAAAUAUGGAAGAAGUGAGGCUAGUCGAAUUUAAAGAAAGUAAUCUUCAUACACUAGAAGAUUACUUAAAUGCAUUAGAAAUGAUUAUUUCAGUAAAUAAGAAUAUUGGAU